UCGGUUUUCCGCAGUCUCCCUCCGCAAAUUAACGUAGUUCUCAUGGUUUGUGAUUUAAAAAAUAUGUACUUUUAAUGCAUCGACAAUAACACGGGUGCUGUACAGCAUUUUAGUGUAUCUCCAUAUCGAUGUGUUACUGGAUGUUUAUUGAAAACGGCAGUUUUUAGUUGUAGGGCGUUUGAAAUCGGACACCACUGGUGUUUUUACGAUCCUCGUAAGCCGCGGAGGGAUACUCUUUUGGAACCGACAAUUGUGGAGGCUGUUAACAUGUCUACUCCGAGGAUAAAAUGGUUACAAUUGUCGCAACUAAAAUAAUCGAUUGAGAUAUCACAAGAGUGAUGAAGCUAUUUGGAAACGUUGUCUCAUUUUCCUGACGUGGACUCUAUAACGAACCAAUAAGGGUUUGGGAGAACACGAUAUCGUCGUUCGCUCUUCAUUUACAGUCCGGAGCACAGAGAGGGAAUCUAUCCCCAACUUUGUUUUUCUCUCUACAAGCGUUCUCCCCCCCCCCCCUUGUUGGAUGCUACAUAAUUAAAGAGGUUACUGAAAGUUGCUGAGACUGCGAGGGCCAAAGGAACAGCAGCAGAGAAUGGCUACAGUGGGAACAGACAAGGAGCUCAGCGACCUGCUGGAUUUCAGCGCGAUGUUUGCACCACCGGUGUCAAAUGGGAAGAACAGGCCCACCACUCUCGCCAGCAGCCAGUUUGGAGGCUCCGGUAUAGAUGAGCGGAGCGGUCCUGGCCCCUGGGUAUCAGGAGAACAGAACAGCUCUUCCUUCAACCAGGGACGGGGUUAUGGCGAAGGAGCUCAUUACAACGAGCACGAAGGCCUCGCUUCCACCCCCUUGUUCGGCUCGGGGAUCCUUGGGAAAGCUGAGCGUGGACCCUACUCUUCUUUUGGAGCGCAGCCGGGCUUUAUGCCCAGUGAGAUGCCCAUGCCCAGUCCUGAUGCCCUGUCACCCUCGGGCCUGAAGUCUGGCUCCCAGUUCUACCCCUCCCAAUUCAACCCUCGCAGGAGACCCACCCAGGAGAGCAUGGAUGCCCAGCCAAAAAAGAUCAGGAAAGUUCCCCCUGGCCUGCCCUCUUCGGUGUAUGCAUCAGCCUCAGGAGAGGAAUAUAACAGAGACGGUGCAGGGUAUCCUGCCUCCAAGCCUGGAAAUGUUGGCUACCCUGGCUCCUUCUACAUGCAAGAAGGCCUGCACCCCUCCCCUGACCCGUGGAGUUCUGGCGGGUCGAUGGGGCAGCCGGGUUACUCUACUGCAAUGCUGGGUAACUCCCCCCACCUGGGCCAGCCUACACCCUUCACAGCCAUCAACCCCCAGGACAGACUGAAACGCCAGCCGCUGCCUCUCUCGCCCCAAAACUACCCCCUGCACGGCAGCGAGGUGAACGGGAGCUUCCACUCAGGAUCCACUGGCUACGGAGUCUCCAACCACACGUCCCCCAUCAACGGAACAGACACCAUCAUGGCCAACCGGGGGACAGGAAGCUCAGGAGAUGAGAUCGGCAAAGCCCUAGCAUCUAUUUAUCCCUCAGACCACAACAGCAACACCUUCCCAUCAUCUCCAUCUACACCAGUGGGCUCUCCCCAGGCCAUAGCAGGUUCUGCCUCUCAGUGGCCCCGGGGCUCAGGACAGGCCACACCCUCUCCAAACUUCGAGGGUGGACUGCAGGCUCUGCAAAACAAGAUGGAGGACCGUUUGGAGGAGGCCAUCCACGUGCUCCAGCGUCACGCCGGGGGACAAGGGGGUCCAGGGGGACUAGCUGACAUGCACAGCCUCCUCAGUGCCGGGAUAGGAGGGCUCGCCCAGGCCUUCAACAACGCUGGCCUGGGACUGGCCAACAGACUGCCCAGCCUGAUGUCGAACCACCACGAGGACUCGACUAGUGGGGGUGUGCAUGGUCAUCAUGGCCCUCCCUCUGGCAGCCAGCCUGAAGGCUUCACCAGCCUCUCUCGCUCCACACACUCAUCCAGUGGCUCUGACAUCAAAAGGGAGGACAAGGAGGAUGACGAGAAUUCCUCUGUGGCUGACAAGUCAGAGGAUGAGAAGAAAGACUCGAAGGCCCGCACUCGAACAAGAGAGAUGUUCUCCUUCCAGACCUUCUCCUCCUCCCUAUCAGACACGGGAGCAGACAGCAGCAGCUGCAGCACGGCCUCGCUGAACGAUGAGAACCUGACGGCCGAGGAGAAGGAGAAGCGUGAUCGGGAGCGGCGCUCGGCCAACAACGUCCGGGAGAGGGUGCGCGUGCGUGACAUUAACGAGGCGUUCAGGGAGCUGGGCAAGAUGGUGCAGGUCCACCUGCGCAGCGACAAGGCCCAAACCAAACUCAUCAUCCUGCAGCAGGCCGCGCAGGUCAUAAUGGGUCUGGAGAAGCAGGUCCGAGAGCGUAACCUGAACCCCAAGGCAGCGUGUCUGAAGCGGAGGGAGGAAGAGAAGGUUUCGGGGGUGGACCCCCAGAUGCAGAUGGGAGGUGGGCACCCCGGGUUAGGGGGCGAUGGACACAACUCUGUCAGCCAUAUGUAACACCCGGCUCCUGAUCCUGUUGAUUUGUACAGCUCUUAGAAGACGUGGCCUUAUUCUCUUAUCAUGCAUCUCAGUGUGUGUCAAUCCACAAAGGUGCUCUCUAUAUAUGCUAGCACAUAUAGUGGAGAAGCACAUUCUCACACAAACACACACACGCACAUUCUCACACAAACACGCACACAACUGACAAACGCCAGUGGCCACAUUCCUGACCAUGAACACACAAUACAUACACCAAUACACAGAGUUUUGAAGAAUACUUACAGUAAACACCCUGAACUCCAAGGAGAGACUGGAUCACAGGCAGAGGAAAGUUAAACGCAAUUAUUUUUUUUGCGUAAUGGUCAUGUUUUUGUAAGACAUUUUGAAGAAGUUGCUUUACGUGUUGGGAGCAAAAUUUGUUUGGAUCAAAUAGUAUUUUUGGAUCAAUUGCUCAUGUGAGCAACCUAGGAUUGUGUGUCCUUUUGAUAGUCAUUUGCCAUUCCCACCUGAAAAGUAAGGUCUUACUUUCAUCACAAGAAAAGGUGACAUCAGAAUCUAACCUGUAUGAGUAACUAUGUGCCUGAUGUACAUGCAUAACGCCAAGGCUUGGGCAAGUUACAAUCGUUGUCGUCAUCCCCACCAUCAUUUUUACUUUUUUUCCUCAAUGUCAAACACAGAAGUAGAGUUUGAGGUAUCCAGCCACCAGAAUUGAGAAGACUGGACUGUCAUAGUGACGAAUGGACACUUACUGAAUUGGCAGGCAGAGUGCUGUUAUAUAGCACAAUGAUAAAAAAGAAACCCUAGCCAACUUUGGCCAUAUUUCUUUAUGCCUUCUCGUAAGGGCUGCCCAGACACAGGCCCGUCUGAAGAUUUAUUAUGGUGUGUAUUUUUUUUGAUCCCGGGAUCCUACAAUCCUUCCAUUUUGUCUUCAUCUGUUUGUCGUCACUGCCAUGAGUGGAGUUGAAGGACUGCCAGUGAGGAAGGUGAGCUCAUCAAUACAUACCGAGACCCAGGACAGGUCAUGACUCGCUACUAGCUGAAAACCACUCCCCGUUCACCUACUAUUCCACAGGAUCACACUGGCAUGGUCAUCUCAAGACUUCCUCACUCUGUCUUGGGGAGAUUGGACUGAAACAUGCAGGAUGUGUGUGUGCUCUGAACCAGAGCAAGCCUCUCCCACUCCACCGUACCCGUCUUUGCCCCUCUGGUUCUGUUUCCAUUUCAGCCAGUCCAUGUGGACACGUGGUCAGUAUACUCUGCCCCAAACUCAGUCAACCACCUGCCUUCAUUGCCUUCUCUUCACGUUUGUGGCGCAAGUGUCGUCAGUUGGCAAGGCAAACCUAGAUGUCCAGGUCAUGCGUACUUAAAAGACUAGGUUUUCAGUAGACUACAGUUAGUUUGAAGAGGAGAGGCUAUAGGUACACACUUGGUGCCCAAAUUGAUGGCGUAUGUCGCGCAGAGUCAAGUGGAGCUGAACAGAUUCCGCUCAGUCAGUCGAGCUGAAGAGUUCUUCCCAACUGGCUAGUUUAUGCUCGUGGCUAGAAAAUUCAGCAAGAAUUUAAAACUUGUCUGCCGAAGUUGGGACUUGGAAGUGUUCAGAAUCGUUCAGUUUUAAUCAGAGUAAUUGUUCAUCCAGGUGGUUACUACCAGUAGUACAAGUUAUUUCUCAUGUAGGCUGCUAUCCUACUCAAAUUAAAAUCAAGUGGGGUGGAACGAAUUGGCCCCUUUUAACUACCUCUGGGGAUAUGUUCUACUGCUGCCCAGUGGCAAGCAAGUCACGCCGACAAGCACCACGCCAUUCGCACCGUUUUGUCGUUGCUCGACCAUAGAAAUAAACAUUACUUUCUUUUACAAGUUUUUAUUUUUUUAACUAUCGCCAUGCUGCUGUUUUAGCCAGCAUAAACUAGCUAGCUGUGAAGGACUCAUCUGGACGACAGACUGCGCCGAAGCCAUUCGUCUCCACUCGACCCUCGGCUGCAUCAUUCAUUUUGGCACCAUGCGUAUCCGUAUAGCCUCUCCCAUACAGAAGGAAUGGCUGUUGGACUUCAAGAGGGUUUAUUUUGUGGUGUGCAUUCUGAAAUGUCAUGGAUAUCUUCCCUUGAAUGCAUUCAACUGCCAUCGAUGGACAAUUUGUGUUCCUUAAAUUACAGGAAGCGUUGGGUGUUUUGAACAAUUUACGAAGCCUGUUUGUAAGGAUCCUUUUUGUAGAAGUGAUUUGUUUUUUGUUUGUUUUUUACUUUGUAAGAUAGCUGUAUGGGUUUUCUUUUGGAUUGCUUACUUUCUUUUCAUAAACAUUGUUGAAAUGUAAGGACGACUCAUUUUAAAGAUACCAGGAACAAACUUUAAGUGUCUCUCUUCCCUCCCAAACGAAGUGAUCUCUUUUUUUUCUUCUUCUUCUUUGGGAAAAGCAUGACGUGCCAGUUUCUUUGGUGUAAAAGUAGUUCAUGCCAACUCCUAAUCUGGCUAGAACAUCCCCAAACUUUUGAAAGUACCUGUAAUUUGGAGAAUGUCUGUUUAAAAAAAAAAAUGCAAAAAGUCUGUAUAUGUAAUUUAAACCAGUUAUUACUACUUACUCACUAUCAAAGGAAAAUGGAAAUGUCUGAGUAUAGAGUACCAUAGUAUGAGUCAUAAUACCCAUAAAACCGAGCGGUCAAAGAGAGAGAUGUUUCCAAUUGUUUUUCCACCAUUCAUUUUUCCCGUCAGGGAUCUUAGACACACUUAAAAUAAGGGCUGUGUUUCAUGUAGGUUUACCCUGGGUGAUGUUUUGAAAACCGAGUAAAUCUUUUAAGGACAAGGUGAUUUUUAUUUUAUUUUUUUAACAAUGUAUUCGCUUGAAUUAAAAAAUGCAUUGGGGGUGGGAUCAUAAACAAAUACCAAUGCCAUGAUGAUCUGGACAAGACUGCCGAAUCAAGGCAGUAAUCUUUGGAUUAACAAUCUCUUAGCUAAUUGCUGUAAUUCAUAAAUUGGCUAAAUUUCUUUCAAUUUACAAUUCCGGGAGCUGUCUUGUGCAAGUUAUAAAUUGGCACAUUUUCUCAAGGUGCUCGCUUGAGAUGGUUUGCAGGGAUUUGUAGUUUUGCAUGGUCUAAUUUGAUAGUAAUUUGCAUUUUUGAAUCUGAGUAAAUGGAGCCGACUAUAUUGAUAAAAGUCCCCUUGUCUGAGAGAGAUUUACAUGGUUGUCAAAACGUCAGGCCAGGGUAAGCCUACAUGAAACACAGCAGCCCUUUUAAGUGUUUCCAAAAAUCCCCUGAGUGAAAAAUUAAUGGUGGAAAAACAAUUGGAACCAUUUCCCUGUUUGAUUGCUAGGUUUUAUGCGUAUUAUGACUCCUACUGUGGGGCUCUAUUGGCAAGCAUUGUCACACAAACAUUUAGUACAAACAAUUGAAAAAGGAACAAAGUUGUAUGUGUUUCAUACAAGUUAGAUUUUAUAUCAAUACCUUUUGGCUUGCUAGGUCUACAGUUGCUGUAUUGUCAAUGUCUGUUGGUCCUAGUUAAACAUUUCAAAACAAACAGAAAAAGAUGUAUGAGGAAUUAAUGAAUAGGGCAACCUUAGUCAUUCUCCUGAUUUUGGGAUCAUUGUUAGUGGUUACUCACCAGUGCCUGAACACUGUUGAAUUGUGAUUGUCUCUGCAUGAAUGGCUUUCCAAGAGAACCUUUAACAGAUAAACAUGGGAGGGACAUGUUGACAUGGGAGGGAAGAGUGGGGCAAUGCUUCAGUAAAUCUCUAUGAAUAUUGUUCUUAUUAGCGCCCAAAGUAAAAUAAACUAAAGUUUUUUUAGUUUUUUUUUUACAUCUUUUCUCUGUCAGUUAGUGAUGGCAUCUCAGAUUUUGGCAAACAACUGAGUCCGCUUUGAUUUACUGAGCCCUAUUAUAAGUUUCUAUAAUAGAAGUGUCCCCAGACCUUUUAUCUUCUGUACAAACCAUUGGCGAUUUGGAAACAAUACUCAUGUGGAAUAGAGUAUGAUGUCCUUCUUUUUUAUUUGCAACAGUCGUCUGAACUUUAUUUUCUACUGAAUUAGGACAGAGAUUCAUUUUUUGUUACCAUAUCAAACAUCUGAAAUUGACAUGUCCUGUAUAUAGGACUUGACCAGUUUUUUUUGUUUUACUUAUUAACUAAACAGUAUUUUCCCGUGCAGAGUGAUACUGAAUUAUAACAGUAUUUGUCUUGAUUUUGUCAGUUUCUUUCAUAAUAACCAUCCUCCAGAUGAAACCCUAAGCAUUAGUAUCAGUAAUGUAUUGUUUCCACCUCAACUGCCAUUGGUUUGUCUGUUUCACAGAGGACAUGUAUUGUCUUUUGAUUUAUAACUCGAAUGAGAUUUGAAAACUCAACAUCGCUGACAUGUGUUCCUUUUUCGUUAAUAUUAACUGAAUGUUGAGUACAGUAUCCUUAGAACUUCCCUUGUCAAAAUGCACAACUAGUAUUUUGCCAAGGGGCCUCUCAUGGUCUGCCAAUCUCUGCCCUGUUUAACAGAUGGACACACUGCUACAAAACUCACUGUCUCUCUUACAUUGGGGACAGAAUCCAUUUGUCCUCAAAGUGCCUCCAGUUUCCUAUUUUUUAUAUAUAAAGUAGAUAUUGAGAACUGUCGUGUAUAUAACAGUAAUGUAGCAAUAAAUGUGCCAUUUUUAAUAAGAGAAAUAUACAUUUUUUUCAAUGUCUGUCUUUUUGAGCUUGUAUACCUAAAUAAGAAAAAAAACAUUAAUAAAGGGUUGAAAACAUA
Molecule: messenger RNA, 7224 nt
Organism: Oncorhynchus masou masou (cherry salmon)
Lineage: Eukaryota; Metazoa; Chordata; Actinopteri; Salmoniformes; Salmonidae
Product: transcription factor E2-alpha-like
Exons: 21
Coding region: 590-2524 (644 amino acids)
Biological process (GO): regulation of transcription by RNA polymerase II
Cellular component (GO): transcription regulator complex; chromatin
Molecular function (GO): DNA-binding transcription factor activity, RNA polymerase II-specific; protein dimerization activity; RNA polymerase II cis-regulatory region sequence-specific DNA binding
Source: RefSeq, a predicted model, not a curated record